AUGGAAGCAAGCGAAGACGAAGGGCAACCGGGUCAUCUGCUCCGUAAGCGGCUCAAGUGCAGCGAUGAAGCCGAAGAAGGCAUCGAGCCGGAGGUGGCUUCACGUGUGGCGGACCGGCUAUUAUACUCUUCGGCGGCGCUGCUGACGGCGAUCGUCGUGUUAGAUGCGUUGGAGCCCGAUUUUCCCAUCAUUUGCGCCAACACCGUCUUAGCACUGACCACCGAAUUUCGUGUCGAUGAGAUUAUUAUCUACUACUUGGAUCCGAUUGCUUUGGAUUUCUUGCUUCUGGAGAAAAGAGAAGAGAUUGAAUUUUAUCAGGGAAAUUGA
Molecule: messenger RNA, 327 nt
Organism: Striga asiatica
Lineage: Eukaryota; Viridiplantae; Streptophyta; Magnoliopsida; Lamiales; Orobanchaceae
Source: the annotation of a GenBank genome assembly